CCGCGCUCUCAGUCUCACUCCCCCCCGCACCCACACUCGCGGCUACGUACGAACGUACGUACACAGUAGUAGUAGCAGUAGUGCGUACACGAUGCUGCUCCUCAAGGCCGUGUACCGCGUGGUGGUGAACAACUUCCUCGCCCUCGCCGCGGCGGCCGUCGCGGCCGUGCUGCUCCGGCGCCCCGACGAGCUCGCCGCGCGGCUGCGCGCGGUGUCGUCCCCGCUGCACGCCGCCACGGCGGCGGUGCUCGCGGCGGGCGUGGCGAGGCUGGUGCGCGCGCGGCGGGCGCGGGGCGUGUACCUGGUGGAGUACGGGUGCUUCCGCCCCAGGCCGUGCUACCGGGCCCCGUUCGCGACGUGCCUGGAGCACGCCCACCUGAUGCCGUACCUGGUGGACGAGGAGAGCGUCGCGUUCGCCAUCCGGCUGCUGGAGCGGUCGGGGCUCGGCGACGAGACGUGCGUCCCCGACGCGUACCACUACAUGCCGCCCGACCGGAGCCUCAGGGCGUCGCGCGACGAGUCGGAGCUGGUCAUCUUCUCCGCCGUCGACGACGUGUUCGCCAGGUCGGCCCUGACGCCCGCCGACAUCGACGUGCUCAUCGUCAACUGCAGCAUCUUCACCCCGACGCCCGUGUUCGCCGACAUGGUCGUCAACAGGUACAAGCUCCGCGCCGAGGUGCAGAACGUGAACCUGUCCGGGAUGGGGUGCAGCGCGGGGCUCGUGUCCGUCGGCCUCGCCAAGAACCUCCUGCAGGUGUCGCCCCCGGGCACCAACGUGCUCAUCGUCUCCACAGAGAUCCUGUCGUCGCAGUACUACGUCGGCACGGAGCGCGCCAUGCUGCUGCCCAACUGCCUCUUCCGCAUGGGCGCCGCCGCCAUGAUCCUCUCCAACUCGCCCGACCACGCGCGGUUCCGCCUCGGCCGCGUGGUGCGCACCGUCACCGCGGCGCGGGACAGCGACUACCGGUGCGUGUUCCAGGAGGAGGACGAGCAGGGCAACACGGGGAUCCGCCUCUCCAAGGACCUCGCCACCACCGCCGGCCACGCGCUCAAGAGCAACAUCGCCGCGUUCGGCCCGCUCGUCCUUCCGGCGUCCGAGCAGCUGCUGGUAGCCAUCUCCUUCCUCAAGCGGAAGCUCAAGCAGUUGAGCGGCCACGCGGGCAAGGUGAGGCUGUACCGGCCCGACUUCCGCACGGCGUUCGAGCACUUCUGCAUCCACGCGGGGGGCCGCGGGGUGAUCGACGAGGUGCAGCACGGGCUCGGUCUCUCCGACGACGACGUGGAGGCGUCGCGGAUGACGCUGCACCGGUUCGGGAACACGAGCUCCAGCUCGGUGCUGUACGAGCUGGCGUACCUGGAGGCCAAGGGGAGGAUGAAGAGAGGGGAUCGGGUGUGGAUGAUCUCCUUCGGCGCCGGCUUCGACUGCAACAGCGUGGCGUGGGAGUGCGUCAAGCCGGCGCCCGACGCCGACGGGCCCUGGGUCGACUGCAUCCACCGCUACCCCGUCCAGCUCCCCGAAAUCGCCUAAGACGUCUAAAAAUGAUCGAUAAACGACGUACAACGACCCUACAUACUAUCUCGCAGCGAUCAUUAAUUAAAUUGGGAUUUAAUUGCAUGCAUGCACGUAAUUAAGCGCGUACAUAUAUAUGCACGUAUAUAUGUAUAUGUACCUUAAUUCGGCGAAGUAUAUGUGGCAUACAUAUAUACUCGGUAUUUUGUUACUACAUGGGAUAUAUUGUGAUUCGCAUAGGGGACAUACAGUACACUUUCUUCUUCAAAGAUAUAGUAGAACGAAUAAUUGAGAACUUUGAUACCGCAGUUAAGCUAGUAUACAGACCUUGAUUAGUGGUUUGAAUUAUAUUGAUAAGUGUUGUUAGAGGUUGGGAACAAUGUUUGAUUGUUGUAUUGUGCCCUCAGAUGGGCAAAAGUAUUAAAUUAAAGUCGUUGCAAAAUGCAAAUAAUGUUUGGGUUCCUGUCAAAACUGGAUGGCAACAAAUAAAGUAUUUCAACGACUGAAA
Oryza sativa Japonica Group (Japanese rice) is the source of this 2018-nucleotide messenger RNA. RefSeq names its product 3-ketoacyl-CoA synthase 5. Gene Ontology annotation, cellular component: membrane. Gene Ontology annotation, molecular function: acyltransferase activity, transferring groups other than amino-acyl groups. Lineage: Eukaryota; Viridiplantae; Streptophyta; Magnoliopsida; Poales; Poaceae. Gene Ontology annotation, biological process: fatty acid biosynthetic process. The record is from RefSeq and is a predicted model, not a curated record.